This is a messenger RNA of Capra hircus (goat), 1324 nucleotides long. RefSeq names its product Wnt family member 3A (gene WNT3A). Gene Ontology annotation, molecular function: cytokine activity; frizzled binding. The record is from RefSeq and is a predicted model, not a curated record. Lineage: Eukaryota; Metazoa; Chordata; Mammalia; Artiodactyla; Bovidae. The transcript has 4 exons. Gene Ontology annotation, cellular component: extracellular region. The coding region runs from base 118 to 1176 and encodes 352 amino acids. Gene Ontology annotation, biological process: neuron differentiation; canonical Wnt signaling pathway; multicellular organism development.
ACCCCGCGGCCGCAGGAGGGCCCAGCGCCGCCGCCCGCGAGCUCCCAGGGCCCGGCCCGCUCCGGCGCCCGCGCUCUCGGGGCGGACUCCCGGCCCUCCGAGAUCUCCCGCCCGGCGAUGGCCCCGCUCGGAUAUUUCAUAUUCCUCUACGGCCUGAAGCAAGCGCUGGGCAGCUACCCGAUCUGGUGGUCCCUGGCUGUUGGGCCCCAGUACUCAUCCCUGGGGACACAGCCCAUCCUCUGCGCCAGCAUCCCAGGCUUAGUACCCAAGCAGCUGCGUUUCUGCCGGAACUACGUGGAGAUCAUGCCCAGCGUGGCAGAGGGCAUCAAAAUCAGCAUCCAGGAGUGCCAACACCAGUUCCGGGGCCGCCGUUGGAAUUGCACCACUAUCAACAACAGCCUGGCCAUCUUUGGCCCUGUGCUGGACAAAGCCACUCGGGAGUCCGCCUUCGUGCACGCCAUCGCCUCUGCCGGCGUAGCCUUCGCGGUGACGCGCUCUUGCGCCGAGGGCUCCGCUGCCAUCUGCGGCUGCAGCGGCCGCCAUCAGGGCUCGCCCGGUGAGGGCUGGAAGUGGGGCGGCUGCAGCGAGGACAUCGAGUUCGGCGGGAUGGUGUCUCGGGAGUUCGCAGAUGCGCGGGAGAACCGCCCAGACGCUCGCUCCGCGAUGAACCGCCACAACAAUGAGGCUGGGCGCCAGGCCAUCGCCAGUCACAUGCACCUCAAGUGCAAGUGCCAUGGGCUCUCGGGCAGCUGCGAAGUGAAGACCUGCUGGUGGUCGCAGCCUGACUUCCGCGCCAUUGGUGACUUCCUCAAGGAUAAGUAUGACAGCGCCUCAGAGAUGGUGGUGGAGAAGCACCGCGAGUCGCGCGGCUGGGUGGAGACCCUGCGGCCACGCUACACCUACUUCAAGGUGCCCACAGAGCGCGACCUGGUCUACUACGAGGCCUCGCCAAACUUCUGCGAGCCCAACCCCGAGACGGGAUCUUUCGGCACGCGAGACCGCACCUGCAACGUGAGCUCGCACGGCAUAGACGGCUGCGACCUGCUGUGCUGCGGCCGCGGCCACAACGCGCGCACCGAGCAGCGGAGGGAGAAGUGCCACUGCGUCUUCCACUGGUGCUGCUACGUGAGCUGCCAGGAGUGCGCGCGCGUCUACGACGUGCACACCUGCAAGUAGAGGGCGUCGCCAUCGGCGCCCGCGGGUUAGAGCGCCACCUGGCGGGGGCGGGGCCCUCCGUGGGCGGGGCUGGAGGCGGGGCUCUGAGGUAGCGCUCCCCCGUGGGCGGGGCUGGAGGCGGGGCUCUGAGGUAGCGCUCCCCCGUGGG